Molecule: messenger RNA, 574 nt
Organism: Meleagris gallopavo (turkey)
Lineage: Eukaryota; Metazoa; Chordata; Aves; Galliformes; Phasianidae
Source: RefSeq, a predicted model, not a curated record
CCCGCGGACCCCCAGAGCAGCCCCCCGGCAGAGCUGCAGGACGGCAGGAAGAAGAAGAAAAAGAAGAAAAGGGAACCGUCGGUGGAUGGAACUGAUGUGGAGGGGCUGCGGAGCCAGGAGGCGAAUGGGGGAGAGGAGGUGGGAGAGGAGGAGAGAGAGGAGAAAGAGGAGAGGAGAAAGAAGAAGAAAAAGAGGAGGAAGGAGAAGGUGGAGGAGGUGGUUGAGAUGGAGGCACCUCCAGAGGACACCGGUGGGCCAGGGGAGGCUGAGCACCAGCCUGGAGUGGGGAGGAAGAAGAAGAAGAAGAGGCGGAGGGAGGCAGAAUGAAUGCAGCCACCUGGCCGGGGGAUCCGAAACCCCCUGUGGUGCCUGGGGUGCUCAGAGGGGCCUGGGGAGCUGUGUGCCCCACGGAACCUGCCUGCAGCUCGCACCCAGCCCUGAGGAUGGGACCAGUUUGCCGUCAGCCCACGGUGGAGCGGUUGAAGCCAGAGCGACGGAGGGCAGAGCCUGCGCAGUACCGGGGUCUUCAAAGGUUUUUGUGUGUUUUCCAAUACAUUUUUAUUGCACCAAACAA